AUGGCUGCCCCUGGCAACCCAGAAACAACUGAAGAAGACCAGCGAUACCCCCUUGCCGAACUGUUUCCCCCGAAGUAUGAUUCGCCGUGCGCACGUUCAGUCUCGACUAUCUUAGAGUCGAGCACUGCAGGCUCGAUAUACGAUGCACUAAGGGCAACCACCGACAACGACAGCGAGACGGCAACCGGGGACCAAAGUGAUGGUAGCCCACUUGAGCGCGUGGACACCAAAAUGGCAGCGAGUGUUGCUACCUUUCACUCUGUCUCGCGGGCAAAAGGCCGCCAGUUUGGAGGCUCGGCGCCUGAUCCUCCAGUAUGCAGUACAGACGAAAUCAGCAGACCUCCCCGUGCUCAUCUGGUGGCCGAUAAACUGCGAACAGCGGGUGAGGAAGUGAAAGGAUGGUCAUUACCAGACCAUCUCUCGGAUUUCCACGAAAACAGCGAAUCCAACCCUACGAAUGGCCCUAGCGUGGCUCCUCAUUCAGUGGGCACAGCGUCGUCCCCAAAAUGGCCGGGAAAUAUCGAAUCACCUGUGAGCCCUACACUUCCGGAAUAUCCACCACCCGUUCGAGCACCCACGCCCCCAGGCCUUCCAACUUUUGGCAGCGAGGAAGCUAGAACGUAUGACUUUCGAAUAGGGGCUCAGCAUCCAGUUCCAAAUCGUAGCGAGUCGUUGCUACGCAGACUGUUCCAACGAGUUCCUCCCACUCCCGCACCUUCCCUGGUCGAUCGACAACCACGUACUCGAGUUUUCGCAGAAGACGGCACUGCUAUUCUAGGAAGCUUUCCGCAACGGCAAAGUGGUCAUGGUACGAAUAUACUGAAGGGAACAGAUAGCCACCCAUUCCAUCAGGGAAACCUGCCUCUCGCUCAGUGCGACGGAGCAAGCACAGGACAAAACGACGCGGUAUCUGAAGGGCCAGCCCCUCCUGAUGCUUCUCCGUCAGACGACUACAGCACAGAAGACGAAGCUAAUUUGCGCUGGUUGGAGAAUAUGACCCGAUUACAAGCUCCCGAAUCUUCAGCUCCACCUGGUGGUAUGCUGAAUUCCUCAUUACUAAAUCAAGGUUCCCCUCCUAAGAGGGUCGAGUCUUAUCAGACCUGCGUUUCUCGAGUACCAGAAUCCACAUGGCGAUUCAUCAGGCAGGGCCUCUCAAACCUUUCAGAGUCAUUAUACCUUGCACCGACACAGUCACAACCUGUGGCCAGAACCGAUCCGCGAGGAACAAGCACGGCUCAGACAAACAAUCUCGAGACUGAGCCACCGGAUCUUUGGAAGCUUGUCAAAAAGCGAGCAAAGUCCACACUCUGUUGCUGCCGCGGAUCAGAGGAGUCAGGAGAGCUCAAUCCAUCAGACGCUGCAAAUGCGGACACGACGAUGAACACGACCACGCAGGAGACAUAUGUAACUGCGCGUGGGCAGAAUUCUAACGAGUCUCAGCAGAAUAUGCCAAAUACUGCCACUGGAGGUCCUACUGGUCCAUAA
Messenger RNA from Aspergillus nidulans FGSC A4, 1485 nucleotides. RefSeq lists its product as uncharacterized. The transcript has a single exon. NCBI's taxonomy places the organism in Eukaryota, Fungi, Ascomycota, Eurotiomycetes, Eurotiales, Aspergillaceae. The record is from RefSeq and is a predicted model, not a curated record. The coding region runs from base 1 to 1485 and encodes 494 amino acids.